Molecule: messenger RNA, 1310 nt
Organism: Rhopalosiphum maidis (corn leaf aphid)
Lineage: Eukaryota; Metazoa; Arthropoda; Insecta; Hemiptera; Aphididae
Gene: or
Product: AP-3 complex subunit sigma-1
Exons: 5
Coding region: 354-929 (191 amino acids)
Biological process (GO): intracellular protein transport; Golgi to vacuole transport
Cellular component (GO): AP-3 adaptor complex; intracellular membrane-bounded organelle; membrane coat
Source: RefSeq, a predicted model, not a curated record
AUCCACGGAUCUAAUAUCUUAGGAUUAGGAAGUUCUAAGACCGUGCUCAUAUUAUUAGUUUAAUAUUUUCAGCAUGAAAUGCUAUUUAGAUUCCUUAUUUUUGUACAUAGAACUGAAAUCUGUGUAUUCUGAACUCUGAACUUGUUAUUACUUAUUUGAUUUGUCUGAAUAUCUGGAUUAUCAGAUUAGAAUUGUAUUGCAUUAUUCUACUAUGGAAUAUUUAGUAAAAUAUUGUCUAUUUAAUUAAAAUGAUCACACAUUGCUUAUUAAUUUGUUCAUGGUCGAAUUUGAUCCAUUAUUUUAUUAAUAUUAAUAUAAAUAUCAGUUAAGAGUUCUUAGAAUAAGUAAUAGUUAUGAUCAAAGCAAUAUUGGUGUUUAAUAACUAUGGAAAGCCUAGACUUUCUAAAUUCUAUCAAUAUUUUAAUGAAGACAUGCAACAGCAAAUUAUUAAGGAAACAUUUCAAUUGGUUUCCAAACGAGAUGACAAUGUUUGCAACUUUCUUGAAGGUGGAAGUCUCAUCGGAGGAUCAGAUUACAAACUGAUUUAUCGUCAUUAUGCUACACUAUAUUUCGUGUUUUGUGUAGACUCAUCAGAAUCAGAACUUGGUAUUCUUGAUUUAAUUCAAGUAUUUGUUGAAACACUUGAUAAAUGCUUUGAAAAUGUUUGUGAGCUUGAUCUUAUAUUUCAUGUCGAUAAGAUUCAUUACAUUUUAAAUGAAUUAGUGAUGGGUGGAAUGGUUUUAGAAACUAAUAUGACCGAAAUACUUUCAAGGAUAGAAGAACAAAACAAAUUGGAGAAACAAGAAGCUGGUCUUGCUGGUGCUCCAUCUAGAGCUGUGUCGGCUAUGAAAAACAUGAAUAUACCACAACAGUUGAAGGAUAUGAAACUUCCAGAUCUCCCACAAGCCAUUAAGGAAUUGAAGUUCUGACAUUCAAGGAACAAAUUGGUUAGCUCUGAAGCCUAUCAUAACUAUACAAAUUGAGUAUGGGAGAAUGAACAAAUAUCUGUUAUCUGCUGAUUAGGAACUAAAAUUUAAAUGUAGAAUACCAUUGUUCAAUACUGUUUUUGUUCUUGUAUAUUGUUAAAUUUAUUUUGAUACAGUGUGCACUUUCAAAAUUUAAAUAGUUUACUGCCCACACCAAUAUUAUUUGAAUAAAUAUGAAAAAUAUUGUUAAUAUAUUUUUCUGAAUUCAAUAUAAAGUUUAUAACAUAUUUAUUAAUUAAUUAUUAUAUAAAUUUGUUUUGGAAUCAUGAUAUUUAUUAAAUUAAUGUUUUUAUAAUCAAAAAAUAAAAUAUAAUAAUUACAAAA